Molecule: messenger RNA, 282 nt
Organism: Plasmodium coatneyi
Lineage: Eukaryota; Apicomplexa; Aconoidasida; Haemosporida; Plasmodiidae
Exons: 1
Coding region: 1-282 (93 amino acids)
Source: RefSeq, a predicted model, not a curated record
AUGGGGAAGGUAAACAUAAAGGACUACGGAAACAUGUGCAAGUGGUUUAAAAGACUGAGUACAAAGAAAUCCAUGCCAUUGCUACCGGAGAAGAAGGAAGAGAGACUGAAAAAAUUUACGAACUUUUCCCUAUACCAUAUAAUGGAAAAGUACGAGUUUGUUCCGAACCUACUCCUACAGACGGAGUAUAUGUACCCGCUUCUGCAGAAGAGCCCCGAGGCUGUACGUCAGUCCUACUUUAACCACUACAAACUUUCUAGCCAGGACAACCGGGCUAAGUAA